Messenger RNA from Camellia sinensis, 2028 nucleotides. The record is from RefSeq and is a predicted model, not a curated record. NCBI's taxonomy places the organism in Eukaryota, Viridiplantae, Streptophyta, Magnoliopsida, Ericales, Theaceae.
AUGAAGCCGCCCUCAUUCAAGGGAGGAAUUGAACCAAUGAAAGUAGAAGCAUGGGUGUUGGGUAUAGAAAAGUUAUUCAAAGUUUUUUCUUGUACUGAAGCCCAAAAAGUGCAACUUGCUACCUUCACUCUUGAGGAUGAAGCACGAAGGUGGUGGAUGCUUACGAGAACUGUGCACCAAGGAUUAACAUGGGAUAGAUUUUUGGAGCUAUUCUAUGACAAGUAUUUCCCCCAUAGUAUACGAGACAAGAAAGUGACUGAGUUCGAGACCUUAAGGCAGGGAAACAGGGCUGUUGCAGAGUAUGAGGCUCAAUUUGCUGAAUUGGCCAGUUUCGCACCACAUAUGGUGGAUACGGAUUAUAAGAAGGCAAGAAAGUUUGAAGGUGGAUUACGGACUGCUAUCCUCAACCAGAUUAAUGUGUUAAAACUACCUACGUAUGUCGAUGUGUUGGAAAGGGUAGUGAUUGCCGAAGGGGCAUGCUUCAAAUGUGCGAAGACAAGUCAUUUGGCCAGGGAAUGUCCGCAGAAGAAUCGACAGAAUGGGGAGAGAACCAUUGCAAGUUCAACUGGGGCAACCCUUACUCCAACUACAAAGACAACUAUAAAACCCGCCAAAGCUAAAGAUACCGCUAAACAAGGAAGAGUGUUUGCGCUGAUCCCGGGCGAUGUACAAAAUACCGAGGUUGUGGUAUCAGGUACAUUUUCUAUUAAUGGUCACUCCGUAAAUGUGUUAUUUGACUCAGGCUCUACCCAUUCCUUUGUAUCAAAAGCAUUUGCUAGUCAUUUAAAUAGGCCAAUGGAACCAUUACCUUAUGUUUUGUGUGUGUCCUCACCAUUGAGAGAGUCCAUGGUAUGUGCAUCUAUUUAUUUUGCAUGUGAAAUUCUAAUCGGGGAUGUUUGGGUGGAUGCCAACUUGUUGCCUCUUGAUAUGGCUUACUUCGACAUAAUUUUGGGGAUGGAUUGGUUCAGCAAGUAUCAUACAACCAUAGAUUGCGUUUCGAAACAAGUUAUGUUCCAACUCCCAGGACAAACUGAGUUCACUUUUAGGGGCCAGAGGGUAGUUUCCCCACCCUAUAUGAUUUCUGCAAGAAAGGUGUGUAAGUUACUGCUAAAAGGCUAUCAAGGGUAUUUGUGUAGUAUUUUAAAUGAACAAGUAGGGAAUGGAAGCCUUGAUGCAAUUCCAAUUGUGCAGGAUUUUCCAGAUGUUUUUCCAGAAGAGCUGCCGGAAGAGUUAAUUGAUCGUGAAAUUGAGUUUAUAAUUGACAUAGUGUCAGGAACUCAGCCUAUUUCCAAAACCCCUUAUAGAAUGUCACUCGCCGAAAUGAAAGAGUUGAAGAUUCAGAUCAACGAUUUGUUUGAUCAAUUACAGGGUGCACAAGUCUUCUCUAAAAUAGAUUUGUGGUCUGGGUAUCACCAACUGAAGGUUAAAGCUGAGGAUGUCGAGAAAACUACUUUCCGGAAUCGUUACGGACAUUAUGAGUUUUUAGUCAUGCCGUUUGGGGUCACUAAUGCACCAGCGGCCUUCAUGGAUCUGAUGAAUCGAGUUUUUAAGCCUUACUUGGACGAUUUUGUAGUUGUGUUUAUCGAUGACAUCCUUAUUUACUCAACAAGUGUGGAAGCUCAUGAGAAUCAUCUACGAUGUGAAGUUUAUACUGAUCAUAAGAGUCUUAAGUACUUCUUCACUCAAAAGGAAUUAGACAUGCGUCAGAGACGGUGGUUAGAACUUAUUAAAGAUUAUGACCUACAAAUUCAGUAUCACCCCGAUAAAACUAAUACAGUUGCAGAUGCCCUUAGCCGAAAGAGUAUGGGAAAUUUGGCAAAUCUGCUCACGAGGCAGAAAGAGUUACUACGUGACUUGGAAAGAAUGAAUGUGGGAAUUGUGUUACAUGAUCAAAAUGCAACAGUAGCAGCGAUAGUAACCCAACCAGCAAUCAUGGAAGAAACUAAACAACGACAAUUGGAAGAUGAAUUUCUACAAAAAAUGUGUGAUGAACUGGAAAUGAAACCAAGGCCCGGGUUCAUAACUUAA